AUGAGGUUGCUCGGGUUUGUCCGGGGUGCGACCGGUUGUGGAUCUGGUCGCCUCUUCGUCUGUCAUUUCUCCUGGGCGGCGCGUCCCGGGGGGCGUGGGGAGCGGCCCGGCGGGGAGGAGCUAAGCCGCCUGCUGCUUGAUGACCUGGCUCCAGGCCGGCGGUCGGCUAGGGGACUGGAACUCCUGUUUGGCCUGUCUCCUUGUCUCCUGGCCCUGAGGGCCGCCCGCCGGCGCGUGGCCCGGCUCCUGCUCCAGGCUGGUAGGGCCGGGAUACAGGGGGAGCGGGCCGAGCUGCUCCGGGCGGCUGAGGCGCAGGGCAUCCCAGUUGUGCGGCCUCGACGGCAGAAGCUGGACGCCCUGUGCCGUCACCAGGUUCACCAGGGCGUGUGCAUGGAGGUGAGCCCCCUGCACACGAAGCCCUGGACUGAGGCCAGGGAGGCAACGCCAGGCGAUGACCCUCAGCAACUAUGGCUAGUCCUCGAGGGGCUCCAGGAUCCCCGGAAUCUUGGGGCCGUGCUGCGCUCCGCUCUCUUCCUCGGAGUGGAUAAGAUCAUCACCAGCCGGAAAAACAGCUGUCCGCUCACCCCAGUCGUCAGCAAGGCCAGCGCUGGGGCUGUAGAGGUGAUGGAUGUGUUCUCCGCUGAUGACCUACCCAGCUUUAUGCAGGCAAAGGCCCGGCAGGGCUGGUUGGUGGUCGGCACAGUGGGCUGCCUGAGGCCUGAGAUUCCCCAUUCCUCCACUAUCCCUGUCAGCAGCUGCUUGGAGUUCCUCUGGGACAGGCCCACUCUCCUGGUGUUAGGGAAUGAGGGCUCAGGCCUGUCCCCAGAGGUGCAGGCCUCCUGCCAACUCCUCCUUACCAUCGUGCCCCGGCGGCAGCUGCCUGCAGGACUCGAGUCCUUAAAUGUCUCUGUGGCUGCAGGGAUUCUGCUUCACUCCAUCUGUAGCCAGAAGAAGGGUUUCCCUGCCAAGGGAGAAACAGAGCAACUUCACCAAGACCUUCCCGUAUCCUCAGUCACAGUGGAAAGGCCCAGAGUGGCUCAGCACUCAUCUCUGUCUUUACCAUCAGAAGAAGAGAGGCAGAACAGGGGCUGA
Messenger RNA from Chrysochloris asiatica (Cape golden mole), 1092 nucleotides. It is a transcript of the gene MRM1, whose product is annotated as mitochondrial rRNA methyltransferase 1 homolog (S. cerevisiae). Lineage: Eukaryota; Metazoa; Chordata; Mammalia; Afrosoricida; Chrysochloridae. Gene Ontology annotation, biological process: rRNA methylation. The record is from RefSeq and is a predicted model, not a curated record. Bases 1 to 1092 code for a protein of 363 amino acids. The transcript has 5 exons. Gene Ontology annotation, molecular function: RNA methyltransferase activity; RNA binding. Gene Ontology annotation, cellular component: mitochondrion.